This is a messenger RNA of Hemibagrus wyckioides, 731 nucleotides long. RefSeq names its product thymosin beta-11-like. Lineage: Eukaryota; Metazoa; Chordata; Actinopteri; Siluriformes; Bagridae. The transcript has 3 exons. The record is from RefSeq and is a predicted model, not a curated record. Gene Ontology annotation, molecular function: actin monomer binding. Gene Ontology annotation, biological process: actin filament organization; regulation of cell migration. Gene Ontology annotation, cellular component: cytoplasm. Bases 139 to 273 code for a protein of 44 amino acids.
CAAAUCAGUGUGGUGAUGUAGACAGCCUGAUUUGCAUAAGCAGUAUAAAAGGCUCAGGCUGCCCGUUUGCCUUUACAGCGCCUUGAUUUCCACACACAUCUGUUUUCCCUGCUCUCUGCUGCGAAGUCAACCACAAAGAUGUCAGACAAACCCAAUCUGGAGGAAGUGACCAGCUUUGACAAGACCAAGCUGAAGAAGACAGAGACGAAGGAGAAAAAUUCUCUGCCUUCAAAAGAGACGAUCGAACAAGAGAAGAAGGCGGGCUCGUCAUGAAACUUCCUACCAAUACUCCACUAUGCACUGCACUGCCUUCAUCUUCUCACCUUUUCUUUUACGAAAAAUUAGUUUCAUUUCUUAAGACAAAAAACCCUAAAAUGCGUUCUGAUUGGACGAAACAAAACCGCCAUCUUGUGGCCCGUACCUCCUUUUUUUAAAUAAAAAAGAAGGAACACACCACUGCAAAGAAUGAUGGAUGGGGGAGUUCCUGAUGAAGAGGAUGAAGAGGAGGCGGAGCUUCAGCCUCAGGGCGGGGCUGAGACUUUGAUUGACAACUUCCUGGGACUUCACUUUCCAGACCCGGGCUGAUGAUUCUUGCUGUCAGAUGUUGAAAAUCAUGCAGUGUUUUGUUUUGUUUUUCAAGUUAAAUGUUUAAGAUUAUUUUGUAAUCUAAAGUUCAAACCUUGGAAUGCACAAUAUUUUGUUUAUGCAAAUAAAAGAGAAGAGAAAACCUG